CCUUCUCCGUGAGCGCGAUCGCGUCGAGUGAAGGCAAGGCGCGUGCAUACGCACUCGCGCGUUCGCACACACGCAGAAAUCGCGGUCGCCCCGACGGACACCUGUUGCGGCAUCAACCUGAGCACAGUCGACGCCGAGCAGUCGCGAUCGCGAGGUGGUUCCUGAGUUUAAGUUCGCCGAGUGAAUAAACACCGUUGGCUAGUCUUCGAGGGAUAUUCGCGAUUUCUGGCAACUUUUAAAUUUUACGAGCACUUGCGCUACGAGGGUCAGCUCGGAAGAUCUUGAAAUACAAAGAAAUCAUUUACUAACGAGCUACAACUGAAGGAAACGUUAUUAAGAUCAAAUAAUAGUUAACAGUGCACAAACAAAGAAAAUGUCAUUGAAAUUGGCGGACGACCAGCGCUUUGCGUUAAUGAAGUUUCGGCGGUCCGUGCAAGAUAUCUUACAGCCGCAACACGAUGAUUACUUUCUGCUUCGUUGGUUGAGAGCGAGAAAAUGGGAUCCUACUGCGGCGGAAAAAAUGCUGAGAGACUCGAUGCAAUGGAGAAAAACUUGGGAUGCCAAUAAUUUGAUUAAUUGGAAUAUUCCUGAACAAAUAAAACCUUUUCUUCCUCACGGACUAAGCGGAUUCGACAAAGACGGAGCACCAGUGAUCAUUGUACCAUUUGCCGGUAUGGACAUGUACGGAACAUUGCACGUAAUAUCGCAGAAGGAUUUUGUCAAAAUUAUGAUAAAAUUAUUAGAUGAUUAUUUAAAUAUAGCCAGGGAACAAGCCAAGACACAUGGACAGAUCGCCAAUCAAGUGACUGUUAUUUUUGAUAUGGAAGAUUUUAAUCUUAAGCAGUAUUUGUGGAAACCAGCUGGUGAACUGAUCAUUACUUUCAUUCAAAUGUACGAGGCAAAUUAUCCCGAAAUUCUAAAGAUGUGCUAUUUGAUAAACGCUCCAAAAGUAUUCGCUUUCGCUUUUUCCAUUAUUAAGAAAUUCAUGGACGACUAUACAAUAUCGAAAAUGCAAAUCAUCAAAGCAGACCCAGCGAAAUGGAAACCAGCAAUUCUCGAACUCGUACCAAAGGAUCAAUUACCUGCCCAUUAUGGUGGAACACUAACAGACCCAGAUGGCAACCCAAGAUACACUUCAAAAAUCUGUCAAGGUGGUAAAGUACCUAAAGAAUUGUACACCAAUAAUAUGGAUAAACCAAACGAGGAUUAUACUACUGUCGUCGUUCGAAAGGGAGGGAAGUUAGAAUUCGAUAUUUCUGCACCUGAAGUGGGUUCUAUCUUAAGCUGGGAAUUUCGAAGCGAAGGUCACGACAUUAAAUUCGGAAUUUUAAAGAAGGAUGCUACUAACGGUAUAAAAACAGAAGUUAUACCUAUCCGAAGGGUCGCAUCUCACCAGUCGGACGAAAUUGGGAUAUUAACCUGCGAAACUCAGACGACAUAUUCCGUUGUUUUUGAUAAUACAUACAGUUUUCUAAGAAAUAAAAAAGUUCAUUAUUCCGUACGUAUGCUACCACCGGCGAGAGAAGCGGCAACAAUUAUGUCAUAAAAGGGAUCAUCUUUUAGGAAAUUUAUAGUAAUUAGUUUCUGAUAUUUUUUAUUUGUAACAGAUUAAAUUUUGGAAGGAUAUCAUGUUAAAGCUUUAUAGUAAAUUUAGGUACAAGGUGAAUUCUUUACAAUUUAUAGAUUUGAUUGCAGUAUCUUAAUUGUUUAUUUAUUCGGCAGUUCUUUUUUCCUUAUAUCCUUAUUGCUCGAAAGAUUAUGUAAUUCUUAGUUACAAUGAUAUAUAUGCAGGUAAAUGCAUAAAAAAGUAAAUAUAUCCUAUUAUUUUAAUUUAGAUGAUCGUUAUUUGUAGUUCUGAUAUUUCGUUUCAAAAAAGGGUAACGGAAGGAAUAGUGAUUAUAUGAAAAGAAUAAACAUACAAUACAAAAAUGCUCGUUUAUGUACGUUUAUAAAUCAAGAUAUAUAUACUUUUUAUAAGAAAAUAAAGAAAAGCAUAUAUUACAAGUA
Molecule: messenger RNA, 2007 nt
Organism: Solenopsis invicta (red fire ant)
Lineage: Eukaryota; Metazoa; Arthropoda; Insecta; Hymenoptera; Formicidae
Product: SEC14-like protein 2
Exons: 11
Coding region: 374-1546 (390 amino acids)
Cellular component (GO): cytoplasm
Source: RefSeq, a predicted model, not a curated record